CACACACUGCUGCCCGUACUAUUCCAUUUGGAUUCUUUCUUUUCCUUGGAUCUAUUCAGCCCAUACUCACGGCCAUUUGCGCAUCUUCUUUGCGUUGGCGCAUGGUUUUGUUCAUCAUCUGUUUCCUGCAGGUUUUCCGUCUCCCUGACAGCCUUGCGAUCUACGCUACGCCUCCCGGGACUGUACAUGGACACACCAUUGAAUUCACAUCCUAAGAACCCAUCUUCGGGCAUUCUCAAUCUCUGAUUGCAUCUAUGCCGCCUCCGAGGAAUGCGCCCACGCGCUCAUCGCAACGGCGCAAUUCCUUGCAAGAUGACACGCCUGUGCGAACCCGUGCUGGAAGGGGAGCAAAGUCAGGCCUAUCCAGGCCAGACCCGCCAGAGAUUGUAGCACCAAAGGCGACUCCGACGAAACUGAGUCCCAACGUCGCCAGGAAAGCCACUCGAUCAGCAUCCAACAUUUCCGGUCAAUCGUUCGAAGCUGCGCCUGAAGUAUAUGCUUCGUACGAGGACCCGCUCUUUAUGGUGUUUGGCAUAUCACACGAGUUCUUCGACGGUCUCAAAAAGCAUCAUGGUAAACUUCCAAAGCAACGAAAAGUCAUUAUUUCCUCUCUUCCACAGCAAUCGCCUAGUUCAGAUGAUUCCGACUCAUCUGAUGAAGAGAGCGUGGAAGAGAGUGAGGUCGAUGCGCCAAUCGUGCCACAGCCAGCCCCAAGGGGAGGUCGAGGUCGCGGUCGCGGUCGUGGCGGGCGCGGUCGAGGCGGGAGAGGCAGAGGCAGAGGAGGUCGCCCAAGAGGAGGAGGAGCUGUAAGAACGACUUCUCCUGUGCGAGCACGCCCAUCUCGCAAUGCUGCCCCCAUGUUUCCACUUACAGAAGAGGAUGAUGACCAACCGUCCAAUCAAACGAUGAAUGCCAAGCCGCUACGCCGUAUACACGGUUCUGAGCCCUCACCAGACUCAGACAGCUCAGAAGUUGAAGAUGAGCAAGAAAUCGAUGAUGGGGAUACUGACGAUGGAGAGCCAAUGGAGGGCGUUCAAAAUCAAUCAACGACACCUGGCGGCUCACCGCCACCCAAAUUUCACGCUUCAAUCAUCGGAGGCACAUACACGCCCCAUCACACGUCAGCAACGACACUAGGGCUAGACUCGGAGCGCAAAACAACUACCAUCAACAAAAUACCAGUUCCACGGAUAUCUCUCCCAACAGGUUCGGCUACCCAAACUCCACGAGAUGGGACUUCCACGCCAGCAACUUCAGCAGUAUCUAGACUGUUGGACCCUGACGACGAUGUACUGUCAGACUCGGAUCUUCCGGAAGCCUGGAUCGAACAUGCGCCUUUGCCCACUGAGGCCGAGUGUGAAGAUAGGGCUGAUUAUCUACUGCAAAAACGGUUCAAGCCCAUGACUGAUGUACAAGCCAUCGUUGCAGCGCUUACAAAAUUUCCUGCAUCUCAGCGAAGUACCGCAAAUCUCUAUGCACUGACCCAAAAUGCUCAAAGUAUCCUCAAAGCCUGGCAGGAUGAGUAUCUCAUGUUAGACGCAAGGACCGCGCCUCAUAUGCACCCACCCAAGAAAGCAUGCAAUGGAGGGCGAAAUCCUUUAGCUACUGAUAUCUUUGAAGACCUGAAGGAAGCCGACCUCUACGGCUACACCUACGACCCGAAAAAACUACCAGGCUGUCAGAAUCCUUGGGCGCAACGACCAGGCGCUGAGAAGAGUGGUGGCAGAGAGCUCCGCACACGACGUACUCGUGACAUGCUCGACUCAGCUGCAGCAAGCGAAGAAGAGGAAGAGGAAGAUGAAGAAGGCCGUCCCGCGAAGCGACAACGGAAGGCGACGCGGAAAUUUGAUGGUACCGACUCUGGAAACGGGACCAACACGCCCAAGAAACAUAAUGGAUGGGGCGGUGCACGAAAGAAAGGCGUCAGCAGAUUUGCGAACACCACAUCUGAGACUCCCGAGCCCGAAGGCCGACUUGCGAAGCGUGCGAGGACAGCUGCUACCAACCUACUUCAUCAACGCAUUCAAGAGAUGCGAGAAGAGUCGGCCUUUGGGAGCUCAGGCGACGAAGGCUCCUCUGCAAUGGAUGUGGACGACUAUUCGGAUGCAAAUCCAAAGCGAGGGCGCCCAGCCGGCAGCAAGAACGUGGCAAGACGUAGCGACUACGGCGUGAAGAAAGGGCCACGCAAAAAGACUAGCGAGACUGGCACGCCAGCUCCAUCGGCACAUGGCCCAAAUGCUCCGCCCCCCGCACUGAACUCUCUGAGUGAAGGUCAAGGUCAGUUCACGAUUGAUGCUCAACCUUUUCCAGACACACCCUCACUGGUAGCAAACUCUGCUGAGACGGUUUUCCAAGCCACGCCACAACAUUCUACUCUUCAAGAAGUGCCUCUUAUACAUCCGAGCGAAUCGACUACGCCCGAUGCAUAUAUGAUUACAGCCCCUCUCAGCCAAUACACCAACAACUAUGUCGAAGAGUCGACACCUACAUCAGGUUCGAGACGAAAACCGCGCGUUAAGAGCGAAAAGCGGAGUCACUCAAUGACGAUCUGGUGGGCAGAGCGGAAGGCACGCAAAAGAGAGCAAGAUGAGAAAAACGGCACACCUGUGAAAGCUCCCGCCUCAAGGUCGAACUCCUCAAGCGGAAAGAAAGGUGGCAGAACAUCGGGAGACUCCGUAACCGCUACAACGCCCCAAGCGACACCUUCAGAGGCACAACAACAGCAACAGGAACCCUCCCCGACUUAUCAUCCCCAGCACCCACCACCAGAAGCAUAUGCUCCGUACGCCACUCCGGGGCCAUUCUCAGGCCCUCCCCAACACUACAUGUACGUCUCCGCUCCACCGGCGCAUCCUAUGAUGAUGCAGUAUUCGCCACUUGCAGCCUUGCCGUCGGGCUCUUUUCCCGCAUACUCAGGCGCGCCUCCACCGAACUCUCAAUAUGGCCCUCGAGCACUUGCCCCAGCGCCAAUGCCGCUCCAGCAUGUACCAACAUACCCAAGUCCAUAUGGUCCGCAAAGCCCUGCUGGCUCUGGGCCCAAGAGUAGUGGACAGCCGCCGCGAAGCGGACCGCCCGCGUUAGCACCAGCGCCACCUCAACAUUACAGUCCUUACGCGCCGAUCGGUGCGGAUCGACAGAUGCCGUUCAAGGUUAUGGUCCCGGGCCCCACAACAACAGAGGAGAGGAGAGACAGUCGUUAGGUGCGAUUGCCUCCAGAAAAGGGUGAUGAUGAUGAUUGUGUUUGGAUUCUUCUCUGAUUGUGAUGUAUAUAUAUAUAUUGGCGUAGGGUAGGAAAGAAUUCCUGCAUAUUGUUUUCUCAGCGCGGACAGUAUACUGAGGUAGAACACCUUACUAGUGUCCUAGGACUCAUUUGUAAUAGCAUGUUUUGUUUCCAAAUAUCGUAGCAACAUUUCGAAGAAUAUAUAAUAUAUUCUGUCAACGCACCAUGCCGUUGUAUAUAACCAC
Messenger RNA from Cucurbitaria berberidis CBS 394.84, 3465 nucleotides. RefSeq lists its product as uncharacterized. The transcript is spliced from 2 exons. NCBI's taxonomy places the organism in Eukaryota, Fungi, Ascomycota, Dothideomycetes, Pleosporales, Cucurbitariaceae. The record is from RefSeq and is a predicted model, not a curated record. The coding region runs from base 255 to 3200 and encodes 981 amino acids.